AUGUGGAAAAAAAAUCAGGAAAAUGGGGGAAGUCUGUGAAAAUGUGAAAAAAAUGGGGAAAACUGAGGCAUUCCUCACUCUGCACGGGGCCAAGCAAUAGUAGAGAGAACUCACAAAUCUUUAAAAGAUAUGCUGAAAAGAACAAUAAAAAACAGCUGUAGGUCUUUCUCCAUCAGAAUGUUUACACAAGGCAUUGUAUGUCCUCAAUUUUUUAAAUAAGCUGCAUGAAGAUGUUUCGCCUGUUGGACAUCAUUUUGGAGCUGGAAAAUUAAAAACGGGGGAAGCUAAGGAGCAGGUCCAAGAUGGAUACCGCCCAGACUAGUAAGGAUCCACCAAGAAGCUUCCCUCCCAGCUCAACCAGCAGCAGAUCCAGCACCAACGGAUUCAGCACCAACUACAGGAAGCGAUCCUCCAUCAGCAUCACUUUCGGGAUAAUCCUGCUUUUUGCGUGCAGCAUAACACCAGCAACUCAGACAGACUUAAUGUCAGGAGCCCUUGCCACACCUCCUCCAACAAUUCCAAAUUGGGUAAUGCUCUCUGGCCAAAAUGUUUGGCUAAACCUGGCACAAUCACUAAAUACUGACUCUCUCUGUCUCUCUACCUUAGAUCCCUCUCACCCUUUUAAGAUCUGUCUGGUAGGAAUCCCCUGGACGCCAAGAGAAUGGGGCGAUUUUAGGAAUCAGUAUAUCCCUUGGUGUGAUGACCAUGGUCAGUUCAGAAAUCCAUUCUUAGAUUGUCUCACAAGACCAGCAAAAACUUCACAUGACAGACAGACAUUUAGCUAUCAGUGGCAGAGACCUGAGCAAUUAGAAAUCUUGGGGAGUAUUAUAUCUCCUCUCUGUUUUUACUUCAUUCACAACAAAUAUGUUGCCCCUCCUGAAAUAAUUACUGUCACCUCUUAUGGACCUUAUUCCAACUUCAGUUUCUGGUGCAAGGAAGAGGUUCCUUACCAGAUACAUGCUACCCCUGAUUCGGUUAUUCUUCCAAAAGGAGUCUUUUUAAUUUGUGGACUUAGAGUCUGGAAUAUGAUUCCUAGAUUAGCUGCUGCAGACCCCUGCACAUUUGGAAAAUUAGCACUGUACAAUCCAGCUACCCGUAUGAAAUCUUUACCUGUAAGUCCUCCCAAAAAUCAGGCAAAAAGGAACAUUAACCUCCAAACAACCUCACCCUUCUCACAUCAUAGAGUGCGCAGGCAAUUCCAAGGUUUACACCCACCUCUUAACUUCUAUCCAUCACAACCAAAACCACCUUCUCCACCUAAAGCAGCACAGGUCGCUGUGGCUGCAGCACCCCCACCUCCAGUUGAAGAACAUCCUUUAGAAAAAUUACAGUCCUUGAGUGAAUUCACAGCAGAAUGCAAUUCCAACAUGCAUUUUUGGUCCGACACCGCAAACAUUCUAAGUGGUAUACUUCCAAUUGUCAGCUCAACAAAAGCCUUAACACUCCGUACCAGAAUGGGAUGCUGGCUUGCAAAAGAAGCUAAUGCCACCAGCGCUGCCCUUGAUGAUCUUUUACAAGAUACCCAAACCAAUAAGAAAGCUUUGUUACAAAAUCGUGCUGCAAUAGAUUUUCUCCUUCUAGUAAAUGGCCAUGGGUGUCAGGAGUUUGAAGGCCUCUGCUGUCUCAACUUCUCUGAUCACUCCCAAUCUAUCCACUCCCAGAUUAAUCAGCUUAAGUCCUUAGUUCAUGAAAUCAAGGAGGUUGAUCAUCUGACCUUUGAUGAUUUUUUCGACUGGCUGCCCUUCAAAGGCCUCUCUUCCACUAUAAAGAAAAUUAUUGUAGUUCUCGUACUAGGACUUUCCGUAGUGUUUCUCUUUAUGUGUGUCUUUCCAUGUUUGCUCAGUUGUGCCAGAACCUCUCAAUCAUUAAAAGCAUAUCCAACUUUAGAAGACAAAGGAGGAGGAGAUGUGGCAAUGGAUUUGCCAUACGCAGGAUGGAAGAAGUCCUGUCGGAGACAGAUUAGUGAAGAUAAAGAAGAAAACAGCUCAAAUGUUGUAGAAACAGAAGGUUUUAAUGUGGUUUAAACACGUUUCAAAA
Molecule: messenger RNA, 2037 nt
Organism: Pipra filicauda (Wire-tailed manakin)
Lineage: Eukaryota; Metazoa; Chordata; Aves; Passeriformes; Pipridae
Exons: 2
Coding region: 303-2024 (573 amino acids)
Source: RefSeq, a predicted model, not a curated record